Messenger RNA from Astrephomene gubernaculifera, 329 nucleotides. The record is from the annotation of a GenBank genome assembly. Lineage: Eukaryota; Viridiplantae; Chlorophyta; Chlorophyceae; Chlamydomonadales; Astrephomenaceae.
CCUGCUGUCCAGCCUGGCUGCCCGGCUGGAGCUGCUGGCGGAGGAGGCGGGGCGGGGGGCAGCAGAGGAGGAGGUGGAGGGGGAGAAUGAGGCGGGGCGAGCGGGGGCGGCUGAGGUGCCGGCGCACCCGCUGAUGUGCUCGGCGGCGCAGCUGGCGGGCGGCUGCCAUGUGGCGCUGCCUCGGCGGGUGCUGAUGCCAUGGCUGGGUGGCGGUCUGGCGCUGUGUGACUACCUGGGUGAGGGGGAGCCGGCGGAGGCGGCGGCGGAGCGGGCAGGGGACUUGCUGGACAUGCAGGGGGCGCAGGUACACGAGCUGGAGCAGGCGCCUG